GAGAAAACCCAGGGCUGCUCUAUGCAAAAUCCUCUUCCAGGUAGGGUUAUUGCCGUCAUGAUAAAAUUUCUGAGGUUGUCUUCUGGUUUUCUUAUAUUGACUUGAUGGUGGAUGGUAUCAGCUUUCUCGACGCUCAAAGGAAUAGACUUGAAGCGGCUUGAUUGAAAAGUUUUUCGGGCAUUGGGGUUCGUUUCGUCAACGUCCACGCUCAGAUUUCUGGGCGUGAACGGAGGAUUUUUCUUUUAAGUUUUUGACGCAGUUUUACAAAUUUAAGUUUUUUAGUGUAGGAAAAUAAGGAAAAGAAGAGAGAGGACAGAGGAAAGAGGAAAGAGCUGGGGUGUGGGUGAAAACUGGGAAGAUCUUGUGCAAUUCAAGACGUAUUCGUGAAUUCAAAUUUUUUGUGGGGGGGUGAGAAAGGAAGAAUAAUGAAGUGCGAAAGCGGCGAACUCAGCCGCGAUGCCGCGCUCCAGUCGUCGAUUUUCUUUAUUUGGCCGGAGAGACCACGUGAUUUCCUCGUGCUUCUCACGCGCCUCUCUCUCGUCACGUGCCUGGUUGCUUCCGUGUCCGUUGUCCUCUACGGUACGUUCUCCUCACCAGGCUCCUUGCUCCGGUUACCCAACCCGACCCGGAGCGACUUCGCAAUGCAAUACGUCUCCGACGGGCCAACGAACCUCUCCCAUCUCCUCUUCUGCAUAGCCGGCUCCGCCGACACGUGGCGCGACCGCAGCCGCUACAGUUCCAUAUGGUGGACGUCCAACGCUACACGCGGCUUCGUUUGGCUCGACGAGCAUACCGCGAAUCAAACGGACAGAGAAGCCAACAGUGGCGAAGACCUUUCCCGCCAUGAAUUUCGAGUACCCGUACGGGUAUCGGAUCCGGGUUGGACCCGUUUUAGGUACUCGAGCUCCAGAGCGGCGGUCCGGAUAGCCCGUAUAAUAUGGGACAGUUACAGGCUGGAAUUGCCGGAGGUGAGGUGGUUUGUGAUGGGCGAUGAUGAUACGGUGUUUUUCGCUGAUAACUUGGUUUCGGUGUUAGCGAGGUACGAUCACCGUCAGAUGUGGUACGUUGGCGGGAACUCGGAGAGCGUGGAGCAGGAUACCAUGCAUUCGUACGAGAUGGCGUUUGGAGGUGGGGGGUUCGCGGUCAGCUACGCGCUGGCUAAGCGGCUGGUCAACAUUCUGGACGGUUGUCUUGAUCGUUACUACUAUUUCUACGGCUCAGAUCAGAGGAUCGCCGCGUGCAUGAGCGAAAUCGGCGUGCCGUUCACAAGAGAGCGUGGGUUCCAUCAGCUUGAUAUAAGAGGGAACCCAUAUGGAGUCCUGGCAGCACACCCAAUUGUGCCACUUGUAUCACUCCACCACCUUGACUACUUGGAUCCAAUCUUCCCAAACCAGACUCAGAUAAGCUCCUUGCAGACCCUCACGACGGCUUACCGGGUUGACCCUAACCGGAUCCUACAGCAAACCUUCUGCUAUGAUCACAAGAGAAAGUGGUCCGUAUCCAUAUCGUGGGGAUACACCAUUCAGAUAUACACAUCAAUGGUAUCACCGAAGGAUUUGGAGGUACCCUUGCAGACGUUCAAGACAUGGCGGAGUUGGAGUGACGGCCCGUUUACUUUCAAUACCCGACCUGUGAAUGGUGACCCGUGUGAGCAGCCAGUCGUUUAUUUCCUGGACUGGGUUCAGGAGGUUGGCAGUAGGGGGACCAGGACUAGUUAUAGGAGGGCCAUAUUGCCAGCUGAGAAUUGCAGCAAGAUUGAGCAUGUUCGUGCAAGGUCAAUAGAAAGAGUCAUUGUCUCAUCCAUGAAGAUGGACCCAGAUUAUUGGAACAAGGAGCGGCGGAGGCAUUGUUGCGAAAUAAUGAACCGAGGAAGCAGAAAAGAGAGCAGCAUGUUGAUUAGGAUUAGAAACUGCAGAUCAGGGGAGAACAUUCUACCUAGAUAUAUAUAGCCAUAUAUGGGUCAGUCAGUCCUCUUAAUGGUAAUUCUACAGGUAUAUGUAUGUAUAUAUAUAUAUAUCCACUGGUUAAUAAAGAAUAAAUAUAGUAUGAGAAAAAAGAUGUUACAGCAGGC
Molecule: messenger RNA, 2071 nt
Organism: Carica papaya (papaya)
Lineage: Eukaryota; Viridiplantae; Streptophyta; Magnoliopsida; Brassicales; Caricaceae
Product: beta-1,3-N-acetylglucosaminyltransferase lunatic protein, putative (DUF604)
Source: RefSeq, a predicted model, not a curated record